Bombus pascuorum is the source of this 1592-nucleotide messenger RNA. RefSeq lists its product as uncharacterized. Bases 200 to 988 code for a protein of 262 amino acids. The transcript has 3 exons. The record is from RefSeq and is a predicted model, not a curated record. Lineage: Eukaryota; Metazoa; Arthropoda; Insecta; Hymenoptera; Apidae.
GCAGCGCGUUGCGCCAGUAUGUACGCGAACAGGCAGCUCCGCGCAACUAGUGUAUUCCUACCGAUGUUUUAGAGGAAGUACCGAUUUUCUAGUGUAUUUCAUUGUGUUCACGCCUUUCAUCUUCCUAUCGUUCAUCUUACAAUCCUUAUUCGUCGAUUUGUAUCACUCAUUAAUGAAAGUUUGCCAUUGAGGAGCAAUUAUGGAUUGGUCGAAAGAUAUGGGGCUCUCGCUGGUGAACUUAUACAAGAUGAAGGAGGUUCUAUGGAACCCGAUGAGCUCUGAAUACCAUCAAAAAACUAGACGACACGAUGCUUGGCAAGAAAUCGCUGAUGAACUCUCCUUGAUUAUUAAGAAACCGGUGUCUGCAUUGGAAUGCAAGAGAAAGAUGGAUACCAUUCUUUCCUCGUUUAGAAGAGAGAGGGUGAAAGUAAGGAGGAGUCUGAAGAGGGCUAAGGGAGAUCCUACCAAACCUACGGGAUCCACAUGGUUCUUUUAUAAUUCGUUAACUUUUCUUAUCGAAAAAGAUGUUCUCCGUUCCAAAUCUGUUAACGCGAAUCGUGACGCACAUUCUCCCCCACCUGGCAAAAGAAACAAAUCAGAGAACGAUAAGGAGGAAACACCAAGGGAGGACGAGUGUUAUAGCUACGGAAUGUUCGUAACGAAUAAAUUGAAACUCUAUUCGCUUCAUACUCGAAGCGAAGUUCAGCACGCCAUAAGUGAUAUUCUUUUUAACGCUGACAUGGGUUAUUACAAUCGGUCUCAUUCAGUUUCGACGAACACGCAGACUGAAUCUAACGUACUUGAGUACAUUUUGUUAGAACAUAACGAAAGCGUUCCGCAAGAAAUCGAAUUUAAGAACGCAGAAAUCGAAUUUAAGAACGCAGAAAUCGAAUUUAAGAACGAAGAAAUCGAAUUUAAGAACGCAGAAAUCGAAUUUAAGAACGAAGAAAUCAGUGAUCUGGACAACGAGAGCGAAAUAUUUAAUUAAAUUCAGCAUAGAAUUGUUAAUAGCGACGAUGAAUCGUACUGUGGUCGUUGCAACGAUAUAAUUUUACUCGUUUUAAGCUUCGGUUGAUUAUUUCGUUUUGUUUAUCAAAUGGUUGAUUGAAAUUGCGAGCAAGCUUAUUUUAUACAAGGAAAAACGAACGCGUGUAGAAAUUUUGAAAGUGCAAAUAGAAGUUAAUUUAAAAUAGUUAUUGGCUUUCUAUAGGAAUUAAUUGGAUAUUGCUAAUGAACCUAUUGUACAUGUAAUAUAUUAUACAUAUCAUAUUAUAUUUAUGAAUAUUUCUACACAGAGUAUACCAAAUAAUUGAUAUUGAUUUUAGAUUUUUUUGUGCAAUUAAAUAGAACAGAGCACAAUAUUCUAAUAUAAGAUCUAACGAAAUUGAUAUAUCUAAGAACCAUAUGUGAUAUAUUGAGAAAUUAAAUCUUUAUGUUAUUUGUUUACGUAGUUUGAUAACGAAUAUUUAUUUUCAAGUCCGAGAAGUUGAUAGACAGACGCAUCGUGCAUAUUACUUCUUUGUAAUGUAUAACGUGUAUUAUACCCAUUACACGACAAAAGAAAUACAUUAGUCUCUUUGUUGUUCCCAACA